UUGGAGGCAUUUGCAUACUUUUGCUAGUGAAUAUUUUGUCAAACACAGCAACUGAUGCAAAUUUUCUCCGUUCAGAUCCCAUUACUUGAUUUUAGGAUUGAAGCACAGAGCCUCAUAUGCUAUAAAUAAGCAAUAUUUCCCUUAACAUCCCAAUACACGACGCAAGUUCCAGAGAAAGGAGAGAGGGAGCUGGAAGUCCCUUCAGCUUGUGGUUCACUAUAGCCUCAGCUGACUUCUCUGCUUCUCUUCUUCUACCGUUCACUUCACACACUUCCUAUAAGUGUCAACCGUGGAUAAUGCUAGGAAUCUAAUCGGCACCGAUCUUAUCUACCAUUCAAUUUAAAUUUGGGUAUUAUCUAACAUUCAAUUUAAAUUCGGGUGCUUUCUGGGCUUUGGUAUAAUCCCAAAAAGAAUUCAAUGGUGGGUGUUUUUCAGUGCCUGAAACUCUUGAAAAUUGUAUCUUUUAUCUGUUUGGCGCUCUUGAGCUCUGUCCAUGGGCUUGGUGAGCAACCUCUCUCCAAAAUCGAUAUUUACAAAACCACCCUUGCGCUUAGAGAUUCAGCUUCCGCCAAAGCUUCCCCUAUUCUUCUUGGAUUGAAGAAUGAGGAUACCCAGUGGGUAACAGUGGAUAUUGUGCAUCCUGAACCAUCUCCAGCUGAUUGGGUUGGAGUGUUCUCUCCUGCCAAAUUCAACUCAUCAACAUGUCCACCAAUAAAUGACCGCAAACAGCAAAAUCCAUAUAUUUGUUCAGCCCCAAUUAAGUACAAGUAUGCAAAUCAUUCCAAUUCAGAAUACACAAAGACUGGCAAAAACACUGUGAAAUUUCAGCUGAUAAAUCAGCGGGCAGAUUUCUCCUUUGGGUUAUUUUCUGGUGGAUUGUCGAAUCCAAAACUGGUAGCAGUUUCAAAUUCCAUAUCAUUUGCCAAUCCUAAAGCACCGCUGUAUCCACGUCUUGCUCAAGGAAAAUCUUGGGAUGAGAUGACCAUAACUUGGACAAGUGGCUAUAACAUAGAUGAAGCUGUUCCAUUUGUUGAAUGGGGUCUGAACGGGGGAAUGCCAGAGCGAUCACCUGCUGUAACAUUGACAUUUCAUCAAAACAGCAUGUGUGGUUCACCUGCACGGACCGUAGGCUGGCGUGAUCCUGGAUUCAUACAUACAAGUUUCUUGAAAAAUUUAUGGCCAAACAAUUGGUACUCAUAUCGGAUGGGUCAUAUAUCAUCUAAUGGUUCUUAUGUCUGGAGUAAGAUGUAUUCGUUUAAAUCAUCCCCAUAUCCCGGACAAGACUCAUUACAGCGUGUCAUAAUAUUUGGUGACAUGGGGAAGGCAGAGCGUGAUGGUUCAAAUGAGUAUAGCGACUAUCAGCCAGGUUCACUCAACACCACAGAUCGACUCAUUGAGGACUUGAACAAUAUUGACAUAGUGUUCCAUAUAGGAGAUAUAACAUAUUCAAAUGGAUACAUUUCACAGUGGGACCAAUUCACAGCACAGGUGGAGCCCAUUGCAUCCUCUGUGCCAUACAUGAUUGCGAGUGGAAAUCAUGAACGUGACUGGCCAAAUACAGGAUCCUUCUAUGACACUACAGAUUCAGGUGGGGAAUGUGGAGUGCCUGCGGAGACCAUGUUCUAUGUACCAGCAGAAAACAGAGCUAAAUUUUGGUACUCAACUGAUUAUGGCAUGUUCCACUUCUGUAUAGCCGACACUGAGCAUGACUGGAGGGAGGGAUCAGAACAAUAUAGGUUCAUCGAGCAAUGCCUUGCAUCUGCAGAUAGACAAAAACAGCCUUGGUUAAUCUUUGCAGCUCAUCGUGUCCUGGGGUAUUCCUCUGAUUACUGGUAUGGCCUAGAGGGCUCAUUUCAAGAGCCAAUGGGGAGAGAAAGCUUGCAGAGGCUUUGGCAGAAAUACAGAGUAGAUAUUGCAUUUUUUGGACACGUACACAACUAUGAAAGAACAUGCCCUAUUUACCAGAAUCAAUGCGUGAACACUGAAAAAAACCACUAUUCGGGCACAGUGAACGGAACAAUCCAUGUUGUUGCGGGUGGAGGAGGCAGCCAUUUGUCGAAAUUCAGCGACGUUACACCUAAGUGGAGCCUUUACAAAGAUUAUGACUUCGGAUUUGUCAAAUUAACAGCAUUCAACCAUUCAUCCCUGCUCUUUGAGUACAAGAAAAGCCGGGAUGGGAAGGUGUACGAUUCUUUCACCAUUUCAAGGGACUACAGGGAUGUUCUGGCAUGUGUGCAUGAUAGUUGUGCAGAAACCACUUUGGCAUCUUAAAACUUUUAAAUCCACGCUUUUUAAGUGUUAAAAAAAUGCAAAUUCCUGAAGUAUGCUACAGUUAGGUUGUAAUAUGUAAGCAGGUUCUCUAAUAAUAAAAAGCUUUUUAAAUACA
Manihot esculenta (cassava) is the source of this 2386-nucleotide messenger RNA. Its product is annotated as probable inactive purple acid phosphatase 27. Lineage: Eukaryota; Viridiplantae; Streptophyta; Magnoliopsida; Malpighiales; Euphorbiaceae. Gene Ontology annotation, molecular function: metal ion binding; acid phosphatase activity. The record is from RefSeq and is a predicted model, not a curated record. The coding region runs from base 418 to 2271 and encodes 617 amino acids. The transcript is spliced from 12 exons.